AGGAGAAAGGAAUCCUUUUUGAAGAAGAUUGUAAUUUGGUUUGUGCCAUGAGUACAACACAAUGCAGUUCUAUGACAGAUGAAACAAAGCAAUAUUUGAAACCAUCCAAUGAAGAAUGCCUUUACCCAGGAAUAACUACAUUAAGAAACGGUAUACAUUAUGAACUUUGAACACCGAUGGAACUGUACAUAUCAUAGUCAGAUGUAUCUCAGGAAGUGACAAGGUAAGUUUUUUAAAAAUGGUUGGAGGACAGCAACUGGAAAUGUGUGAUAUUCAGACAUCUGCAUUACAACUUCAGCCACCGGUGCAAUCUGCAGAAAUAAGUGAUAAUCAAUAUGAGUGCCACGAAUGUGGCAAAGUAUUCAAAUGGUCUUCUAGGUUGAUCCAUCACCAAAGAACUCAUACUGGUGAACGACCUUACAAAUGCUCUGAAUGCCCAAAGGCAUUCAAAGGCUCUUCUGCACUACUUUAUCAUCAAAGAAGCCAUACAGGGGAACGUCCUUAUAAAUGUACAGACUGCGAUAAAGCUUUUAAACGCUCUUCACUUUUGCAGAUCCACCAGAGUGUUCACACAGGAUUAAAGUCCUUUAAGUGUAACAUUUGUGGAAUGUCUUUUAAAUGGUCCUCCCAUUACCAGUACCAUGUAAGGCAGCAUACAGGAGAGAGACCAUAUAAAUGCAAUGUCUGUGAUAAGGCUUUUAAGAAUUCAUCUAGUUUAAGACGACAUAAAAAUAUUCAUACAGGAGAAAGACCUUAUGUUUGCAAUGUGUGUGGAAAAGCUUUCACACAGUCUACUAAUUUGAGGCAACACCAGCGCAUUCACACUGGGGAACGUCCAUACAAGUGUAAUGAAUGUUCCAAAUCUUUUACACAUUCUUCCAACCUUUUGCUCCACCAACGCACGCAUAGUGGAAAGUAUACACAUAAAUGUGACUUGUGUAGUAAAGUUUUUAUUUCAGAUUCUUUUUUGCAAAAGCAUAUGCAAUCUCAUACUAUUGAGCAAGCAUUUGUACAAUCCGAUUCGGAAGUAUUCUUGACUACUGCAGCAGCAAUGGAGACUGUGGAAAUGCUUUUUAAAUGUGCAGUCUGUGAUCUGACAUUUAAAAAUGAAGAUUUGCUUGUGAGUCACCAACAAAGUCACGUGGAAGAGCAGACAUAUUCUUGUACAACAUGUGAUAAAAUAUUCAAAAAUUCCUCAGCAUUUUCUCGCCAUCAUCAUUGUCAGGCCAGUGAAAGACCUUACAAGUGUUCGGUUUGCGAGAAAACCUUUGUACAACUACCCAAUCUGCUUGUACACCAAAGAACCCAUACAGAAGAGCAACAACUAAUUCAAACUGAAGCUGAAGUCACAUGUCCGCAGUCAACUGAGGUAGUUCAGCCUUCCAGUGUUACAGGUACAGCAGAGGUGGUUGAUCGCCCGUACAAAUGUACAGAGUGUGGUAAAGCUUUUAAAGGAUCUUCAGGACUUCGUUAUCAUAUGAGGGACCAUACUGGAGAACGACCAUACAAAUGUUCAGAGUGUGGUAAAGCUUUUAAACGCUCCUCAUUGUUAUCUAUUCAUCAACGGGUGCAUACUGGUUUGAGAGCAUUCAAGUGUGCAGAAUGUGGCUUAACUUUUAAAUGGUCCUCCCACUAUCAGUACCACCUCAGACUACAUACAGGUGAGCGACCCUAUAGUUGCACCGACUGUGGCAAAUCAUUCAAGAACACAUCCUGUCUUCGUCGACAUCGUCAGCUACACACUGGUGAGCGCCCAUUUGCUUGUUUAAUGUGCGGCAAAACAUUUACUCAGACAUCCAAUCUGCGUCAGCAUGAAAGGACACACACUGGGGAAAGGCCCUACAAGUGUGAAAAAUGUGACAAGACUUUUACUCAUUCUUCCAACUUACAAUUGCACCAGCGCACACACUCCACUGAUAGACCCUUUAAGUGUUCUAUUUGCGACAAAGGGUUUGUUAUGUCCUCUUACCUGCAACGACAUUUACGCACUCAUGUAGUUGCAAGCACAACCAGGUUACAUACUUUACAUGAGUCCCAGGAAAUAAAAAUUACCCCGAACUCUGAAGGAGUGCAGUAUAUACCUACUAUACCAGCUCAACUAAAUCUUGAAAUUGGAAACCAACCUAGACCAUCUGCUUCACAAACUUUUUUCUUGGUGCAAGCAAUGCAGCAUAACACACCCAGAUUUAUAUUGUUGCCCAGCUGUCAGCUAUUGCAGUCUGAGCAAAACACUCCCAUAGUCUCAGAUACUUCCAAUCUGAUUGUGUUGCCAAAUAAUGCACAGCAGCCAUGUAAACGUAACUUGCCCAAGUUGAAAAAAGCUUCUGCGCCUAGUAGCUUUGAUAUUAAGCAGAAUGUCCUGGUUUUCCCAAAUGCUCAGCCUCUUCAAAACAUUCAAGUUCAGACUAGCCAGGGAUCUCCUAAAGCGCAGACUAUAUCCCUUGGGCAAAAUGUUAUUGUACUGCAGAAUGUCAUUGGUCAGAGUCCUCAACUAUUCUCAGCAGCACAGAUAACCAACAGUUCUGCCUCGGAGAAGAUCUCAAGCAUACAGACCCUAUCAUUACCUAGUACAAGAGACCCAACUAGUGACAGUCCUCAAAUCUUAUGUCGCUCUCAGGAAAAUUCAAAUAUUCAACUCCAAGCUGCAUCAUCUUUGCAAGAUAUAUCCACUACACAUGCAUUAACUACCCCCCAAGAUAUUCCAACUAUACGACUCCAAACAAUAUCUAGUACACAAGGAGGCAUUCAGGUACAAACAAUACCAGAAACAGAAAGUGGAAACGAGAGACAAAAAUUGAUUGUAGUGCAGAAUUCUUCAGGGGAACAGCUACUUAGCCCUGCAGUUAACUUGCAGUCCAUUGAAGAAACACAAGAUGUUCGAUUUGAAGCACUUCAAGCUGAAGAGGGUCUGCAGAAUGUACUUAUACUACAAAAUGCCGACGGAGAGCAGACACGGCUUUGUGUACAAGAAAUGGAAAAUAUUCAAAGAAUGCAAGAUAUACAUAAUAUCCAAAUCCAUCCCAUGACUCAUUUACAAGAGUCAACUACUAGUGUCCCAGGGGGUCAAAAAGUAUUUAUUAUUCAGAGCUCUGCAGGGGAGCAAACGUUAGAAGUAAUGGACAAUUUUAGUGGUGCUCAAAAUAUGCAGAUUCUAGAUAACAUACAGGGGUUGCCAGGUGGGCAAAACACAAAUAUGGUACCAGCUAACUCAAACCAUAACACUGUGCGCCUGUUGCAAAACGUUCAUUUGAGUUCACCAUCAAAUGGGCAAGGAUGUCAAACCAUUGAAAACUUGCAUAAUUUACAGAACAUACAAUCAACAUGUGCUGAAACACAAAACAUACAAACUUUACAGAUAGUACAAAAGAAUCCAGAAUCAGAAUUACAGCAAAGUCUGUCCUCUAUUCAAUUUCUGCAAACUGUGUCUAAAGUACAACUUGUUCACACAUUCUAAUUACAGGGCCAUUUCAAUACAGUAGUGGUUUUGGUUCAAGGAAGCCAUGAGUAAAGUACCUCAUUUUUGUCUGUUUGAAAAAAGUUUGACAAAAACUGCAGAAUUUUCUGGCACCCUAAGCAAACCCUCAGAAUGAAGCCAUUCUAUUCCUCAUUAUCGCAAUUUCUCCAUGCUGCAUGACCAUAUCCUUCAUACAUAUAUGUUGAUAGUUAUUGACAAUGAGGUUGCAAGAUGGGCAUAGUAUGCCAGAAUAUUCACUGUUUUUUGUCCAACCACUUAAACAGUUUGAUAAAAUUGAGGGCUUUCUAUUCUCCUGCCAGUUUAAAUACUCCAAAAAGCUAUCGCUCUUUUCAUGCUUGGUGAAAUCCCUUAUCGUUCGGGGGUGCAUGCAAUGGUAGUUGGUUAUAGAUGGCAAUAGGGUUGCCUUUAACACACUUCUUCCUCUGGCAUUAUGGAUGCUGGGUAGUAGAAUGGCAGUAUUUAAGAAUAUGCAACCGCAAUUUAAAAAAAAUCAAUAAAAAAAAUCAAGAGACUGAGGACAGUGAUCAUGGCUAUAUUAAAAUAUUUACAACUAAUUGUCAUUUAAUUACAAAAUGUAAUAAAACAAUUUCAAGCAGCCUGUAAAUGCCAGUUCAUUUAAGCUGCUCAUUCACUUUGGUGAAGUUAAUGAAAUGCAUCUUGAUGCAAAGAGCACCCAUAUAAAACAGCAGUUCUGAACAACAGCACAUAUUAU
This is a messenger RNA of Pelobates fuscus (common spadefoot toad), 4187 nucleotides long. Its product is annotated as zinc finger protein 628-like. Lineage: Eukaryota; Metazoa; Chordata; Amphibia; Anura; Pelobatidae. The transcript has 4 exons. The record is from RefSeq and is a predicted model, not a curated record. The coding region runs from base 239 to 3454 and encodes 1071 amino acids.